CCCCGCAACUACUUCACUGUGUGUUUGGUUGAUAUAAAAAUCCAUUUUCUGCUGCCAAAAAAGUGUGCUUGAUCUUGGUUUGUUGCAUACUUUAUACCCUUUUUGACAUUUCCAUUUUAUUUUAUUUUUUUAUCAAAAAGAAGCUGCUGAAGCAAGUAAUGGGGUUGAGUUUUCUUGAACCCCAUUUCAGUGGAUAUGCUUUUCUUUUGCUUCUCUUUCAUAUUUAGCUUAGGUACCAAGUGGGGUAUAACUAUAAAUCUAAAAAUUAAAUAUUUUUUGGGUGUGUUAUCUUCUGUCCAAUUCUGCAGUUGAAGCUAGUACUGGGAAAUUAAACAUGUCUAGGGCAUUGGUUCAUUUGUUGGGUGUUUUGUGGCUAUGUUGGAGGUUGGCAUUAACUGUAGAAGCCCAAGUAGAGUAUCUGAGGUACAAAGAUCCGAAGCAACCUGUUGUAACUCGGGUUAAGGACUUGCUGAGUAGAAUGACUUUGGAGGAGAAGAUUGGUCAAAUGGUUCAAAUUGAUAGGAGUGUUGCCAAUGCUAAGGUUAUGAAAUCCAGCUUUAUUGGGAGUGUAUUGAGUGGCGGCGGUAGUGAACCCCUUCCAAAGGCUACUGCUGAAGAUUGGGUUAAUAUGAUCAAUGAAUUUCAGAAAGGAGCUCUGGCUAGUAGAUUGGGCAUCCCUAUGAUCUAUGGUAUUGAUGCUGUUCAUGGACACAAUAAUGUCUACAAUGCUACCAUAUUUCCCCAUAAUGUUGGGCUUGGAUGUACCAGGGAUCCUGAACUGGCACAGAGGAUUGGUGCUGCAACUGCACUUGAAGUCAGGGCUACUGGGAUUCCUUAUGUUUUUGCCCCAUGCAUAGCGGUUUGUAGAGAUCCAAGAUGGGGUCGGUGUUAUGAAAGCUAUAGUGAGGAUCCUAAAAUUGUGCAAGAAAUGACAGAGAUCAUACCUGGUCUACAAGGAAAUAUCCCUGCUAAUUCCAGGAAGGGAUUUCCGUUUGUUGGUGACAAGACAAAGGUAGCUGCUUGUGCUAAGCACUUUGUUGGAGAUGGUGGUACAACCAAGGGAAUAAAUGAGAACAACACAGUGAUUGACUGGCAUGGAUUGCUGAGCAUUCACAUGCCUGCCUAUUCUGAUUCAAUUAUUAAGGGCGUAUCUACAGUCAUGGUUUCAUACUCCAGUUGGAAUGGUGUAAAGAUGCAUGCAAAUCGUGAUCUUGUCACUGGCUUCCUCAAAAAUACCCUUAAGUUUAAGGGAUUUGUCAUCUCAGAUUGGCAAGGUAUUGACAGAAUCACAACACCACCCGAUUCAAACUAUACAUAUUCUGUCCAGGCUGCCAUUGAAGCUGGUGUUGAUAUGGUGAUGGUCCCAUACAAAUACGAUGAGUUCAUUCAGGAUCUUACCCUCUUGGUCAAGAGUAGCGUCAUUCCAAUGGAGCGAAUUGAUGAUGCUGUGGAGAGAAUUUUGCUUGUAAAGUUCACCAUGGGUCUUUUUGAGAAUCCUCUAGCUGAUUUCAGCUUAGUCAAUGAGCUUGGAAGCCAGGAACACAGGGACCUUGCUAGGGAAGCUGUGAGGAAAUCUCUUGUGCUGCUUAAGAAUGGCAAAAAUGAAAGUUCUCCACUUCUGCCUCUUCCAAAGAAAGUUCCAAAAUUCCUUGUUGCUGGUACUCAUGCCGAUAAUUUGGGUUACCAAUGUGGUGGGUGGACAAUCAAAUGGCAAGGAUUCACGGGCAACAGUGACACAAGGGGAACAACUAUUCUUGGUGCCAUAAAAUCAGCAGUUGAUCCAAGCACAGAAGUUAUCUUUCAUGACAACCCUGAUGGCGAUUUUGUUAAAUCAAACAACUUUGAAUAUGCAAUUGUUGUAGUUGGUGAACCUCCUUAUGCUGAGACUGCAGGGGACAGCACAGAACUUACAAUGAUGGAUCCUGGCCCAAAUGUCAUCAACAAUGUCUGCGGGGCUAUUAAGUGUGUGGUUAUUGUCAUUUCUGGCAGACCUAUUGUGAUGGAACCAUAUGUUUCUUCCAUAGACGCAUUGGUGGCAGCGUGGUUGCCAGGCACUGAAGGUCAAGGUGUGACAGAUAUCCUUUUUGGUGACUAUGGUUUCAGCGGUAAGCUUGCAAGGACAUGGUUCAAAUCCGUUGAUCAACUCCCAAUGAAUGUUGGGGAUCCUCACUACGAUCCUCUUUUUCCGUUUGGUUUUGGACUAACAACCGAAUCUGUCAAGGACCUAGUAGCAAGGUCAACCUCAGCUGCUGUGAGUGUAAGGGCUUGUAUAUUUACAUUGAUGGUGACAUUAAUCAUCAGCUUAUAUAUAACUGGUUAAAACACAAUUUAUUGGGAGCUUAUUGGAGCGGGCGGCUGAAGAGCUUAGUCUUAUUUUUAGUCUAAUUCAUUGUAUUAGGACAUCAUUAUUGUUCAUGAACUAGUAAUUUUAGCUCAUAUUUUUCACUAUCAGACAUUGUUCGAAGGAAAUAUCAAACAAUUAGGGAUAUGAAAAUCACCAAGCGCUAAGUAGUGAAAUUAUUUGUUAGAGAAUCAAGAGAUUUUGAUUGUCUUGGGAAAUGAUGGGGACGAACUCCGUUGCCUCUAUUUGUUACAUGGGCAUUAAAGCUUAAAAAUCUCCGUGCUGUCUUUUUGUAUAUAGCCCGAAUUCAGAAUAGAAAAAUGUUCACAGAAUAGGGGUUGGUACUAAUUUUCUAGUAUUUCCGUUUUGCUUGACCUGAUUUUAG
Messenger RNA from Abrus precatorius (Indian licorice), 2726 nucleotides. RefSeq names its product beta-glucosidase BoGH3B-like. Gene Ontology annotation, biological process: glucan catabolic process. The transcript is spliced from 11 exons. The coding region runs from base 335 to 2320 and encodes 661 amino acids. Gene Ontology annotation, molecular function: beta-glucosidase activity. Lineage: Eukaryota; Viridiplantae; Streptophyta; Magnoliopsida; Fabales; Fabaceae. The record is from RefSeq and is a predicted model, not a curated record.